Messenger RNA from Sclerotinia sclerotiorum 1980 UF-70, 162 nucleotides. RefSeq lists its product with no specific name. Bases 1 to 162 code for a protein of 53 amino acids. The transcript has a single exon. NCBI's taxonomy places the organism in Eukaryota, Fungi, Ascomycota, Leotiomycetes, Helotiales, Sclerotiniaceae. The record is from RefSeq and is a predicted model, not a curated record.
AUGGGUAUCUAUCUGCAAAGAGCAAAAGGCAAACGCGGGAGAUCUGGAUAUCAAAAAGGUAAAAUGGUUCGAAGCUUGGAUCUCUAUGAGAAUAAUCAGAUGUUGAAUCUUUGCACUUUGAAUGUUGGACUUUUCUUUCCAGGGUUGAACGGGCCGGCUUGA